CCUAAACCCGCGUGAAAAGAUUCAGCCUUUUCUAAUAACUAAGAUAACAGAUAAACCCUAGUUGUUACAGUAACUAAUCAGCAAACAACAAUGUUUUAGACAUUCAAUAGUGAAACAUAAAACAUCUCAUUACAUUACAUAUUCCUCUUUUUCUUCCUCUCCCUCUCCCUCUUCUACCUUCCCACUGGAAAUAGCGAACGAAUGAUAUUUAUUAGUUGCGAGAUUGCAAUAUUCUGAUAUCCGUAGCAAGCGCCACACUACAUACGCUGAUACGCUAAACCAGUGCGAUACCGUUAAAUGAUCUACGGGAUCAAACCUAGAGAUUACCUCGACUGGUCACUUAGACUUUUCACAGUCACAAUUGUCUACCAACUACAUCGCCGCGCCUUACGAAUUCUGCCCUGUAUACCGUCCUCGCGCCCGAAACCUACGUAUUCGCCCUACAUAUUCGCUCGGGUUUAUUCCUGACCACGCAUCGACACAAUGGCAGCAAGGAAAUUACAACAAGAGAUAGAUAAAUGCUUCAAGAAGGUUGCAGAAGGAGUGGCCGAAUUCGAUGCCAUUUACGAGAAGAUAGAGCAGUCGAGUAACACGGCACAGAAGGAGAAGCUGGAAGAUAACCUCAAACGAGAAAUAAAGAAGCUACAGAGAUUACGAGACCAAAUCAAGACAUGGGCUGCCAGCAAUGACAUCAAGGACAAGGCUCCGUUACUGGAGCAUCGGAAAUUGAUAGAGACGCAAAUGGAACGGUUCAAGGCUGUAGAAAAAGCUAUGAAAACUAAGGCAUACUCGAAAGAAGGCCUCUCGGCAGCUGCCAAGUUAGAUCCGAAAGAGCAAGCCAAGGUAGAAGCGGGCGAGUUCCUAAGUAGUAUGGUCGACGAGUUGGAACAGCAGAUCGAGGCGCUCGAAGCUGAGGGAGAGGCGAUACAAGCGACAAUGAAGAAGGGCAAGAGCCACGCUGCCAAGGCAGAUCGCAUGGCAGCUAUCGAGCACAUAAUCGAAAGGCAUAAAUGGCACCAAGGGAAGCUCGAGUUGAUUCGUAGAUCACUCGAUAACGGGGGCGUCGAUACGGAACAAGUGAAUGACUUGGAAGAGAGUAUUCGAUAUUACGUCACAGAUGGUACAACAGAUGAUUAUAUCGAAGAUGAAGGACUUUAUGACGAGUUGAACCUUCAAGAAGAGGAGGACGUUUAUGGUAUGGUCCAGGACAAUGACCGGGUCUCGUCGCAGGAUACGCAAUCUAUACAGGAAGACGUUGCGGAUGUAGAAUCGCGAUCUGGUAGUCUACCCGGAAAGUCACGAAGUGCUGUUGAGGCUGCAGCCGCCGUCGGCCGGCGCCCCUCCGCACAGAUGAAAUCUCCCCUCCCGACUCUAGCGACGUUACAUAACCCCUUAGCAAAUGUCACUAAUGGUAGCACCGCCAAUGUUGGUAUGAAGCCUGCAUCCUUACCAACGCGGCCAGCUGGAGAGGGUCUCAAAUAUGCCUCAGCCGCCGCCGCCGCUGCUGCAAGUGAUAAGAACAACGUUGGUAUCGCGCCACUUCCUCCACCACCUGGAUCGCAACCGGUAUCAGCUACACCGGGUAUAUCGCCUUUACCUCCUGCCGCGCCGUCGAGGACUAGCGCUGCAAAUUCACCAAAUGUAGCUUUCUUACAACCAGCUUCAUCGGAACAAAAACCAGGGAGCUUGUCUAUUCCGGCAAGUGUGCCUGAACCUAAGGUCUCCGAGCCAACAACUAUCCCGGCCGCCGCUCCGAAGAAGCCAGAGAAGGCAUCUUCGAAGGCCGCAGGCAAAGCACCCGUCACGACGGAUCAUGCUGAGUCGUCGAGAGCGACUCAAUCCAAUGGCGUUGCUAAUGGUAUUAAGCCUAUCGAGGAGAAGGAAGAAGAGUCUAUAUACCACCUCCCUGCUUCCUUACAAGAUUUAGUAGAAUCUUUCGAAGUGACGAAGAAGCGUUCACUGCCAGUGAAUAGCCCGUCGCAUCUGCGCAUGAUGGCGGCCUCUCAGGCGAACCUGAAUGCGAUCGAUGCAUUCGACUCGGAGCCAACGCGGAUAUAUAGACCUGAUACCCGAUAUCCUUCAGCAUCGGGGUACCCGCAGGAACCGCUUCCGAUAUUCGAAGAUCCCCGAUUAUACUCGCGGAUAGAACCCGAUACGCUCUUCUACGUAUUCUAUUACAAACAAGGCACUUAUCAACAGUAUCUGGCGGCGAAGGCGCUUAAGGAUCAAAGUUGGAGGUUUCAUAAGCAGUAUCAAACUUGGUUUCAACGACAUGAGGAGCCUAAGAGCAUAACCGAGGAGUUCGAGCAAGGUACCUAUCGGUUCUUUGACUAUGAGUCUACGUGGAUGAACCGUAGAAAGGCUGAUUUUAAGUUCGCCUACCGUUUCCUCGAAGAUGACGUAUGAAUUAGGUAUCUUAGUUCCCGCUGCCUAUCCUACGCGUAGUGAAUUAGGAGGUAGUCAACCGGGAGAGCCUUUACCUUGCAAGGCUUAUUAUAUGGAAUAUACCCCCGGUGUUAGUUGAGACAGACCCGUGGCAAACAGUCUGCCUUUGUCGUAAUAUUUGUAAGGCAAUACAUAUAAGAACAGCCUGGUUCUUUUCCAAUGGUUUCAC
Daldinia vernicosa is the source of this 2614-nucleotide messenger RNA. RefSeq names its product Not1 N-terminal domain, CCR4-Not complex component-domain-containing protein. Gene Ontology annotation, cellular component: CCR4-NOT core complex; nucleus; P-body. Lineage: Eukaryota; Fungi; Ascomycota; Sordariomycetes; Xylariales; Hypoxylaceae. Gene Ontology annotation, biological process: nuclear-transcribed mRNA poly(A) tail shortening; regulation of DNA-templated transcription. The transcript is spliced from 4 exons. The record is from RefSeq and is a predicted model, not a curated record. Bases 484 to 2406 code for a protein of 640 amino acids.